Molecule: messenger RNA, 700 nt
Organism: Suillus subalutaceus
Lineage: Eukaryota; Fungi; Basidiomycota; Agaricomycetes; Boletales; Suillaceae
Product: subunit common to RNA polymerase I
Exons: 4
Coding region: 99-614 (171 amino acids)
Biological process (GO): DNA-templated transcription
Cellular component (GO): nucleus; RNA polymerase II, core complex; RNA polymerase III complex
Molecular function (GO): DNA-directed RNA polymerase activity; DNA binding
Source: RefSeq, a predicted model, not a curated record
GUCCUGCUUCCAUGCAUUCGUCCAGAAAUUUGUGUCCUUCAUCUUGCAUCUCAGGAUCGACCGGUCUACUUCCUUAACCACCUUAGACCCAGUUCAGGAUGUCCGACGAUGGCUAUGGCGGUGGUGGCGGCGGCGGCGAUGACUACGACUACGACGGUCCCAGUUUCAACGAGGGUGCCUUCGAUGAAGGCUAUGAUCUCCUCGCACAAGAACAGGAGGGUGAACAGGCAGAAGGGGAGGAAGCAAAUGGUGAAGUCUCGCACGUCAAUGGAAUCAAUGGAGCAGACCAUGAUCAGGAGAUGGCGAACGGAGAGGAGGGCGCACAACCUCAGCCAGCGCCAUCAAACGUGGGCAUUCAAGGAGAGAGACAGGCAAACAAAGUUAGAGUAACAACACCCUACUUGACCAAGUACGAACGAGCACGAAUAUUGGGGACGAGAGCGCUUCAGAUCAGCAUGAACGCCCCAGUACUUGUUCCCUUGGAUGGCGAGACAGAUGCUCUGCAAAUCGCAAUUAAGGAGCUCUCGCAACGAAAAAUUCCCCUUAUCAUCCGGCGCUAUCUACCCGACGGAAGUUUUGAGGAUUGGAGUGUCUCUGAGCUAAUUAGCGACUGACACAUCUUGUUGAAUCCUCUUCUCGCAAUUUUACCGGGCUCUCGCUUCGGUUGUUACAUUGUCCUGUUUUACUGUCAUCUACCUCA